Podarcis lilfordi (Lilford's wall lizard) is the source of this 11728-nucleotide messenger RNA. Lineage: Eukaryota; Metazoa; Chordata; Lepidosauria; Squamata; Lacertidae. The record is from the annotation of a GenBank genome assembly.
UGGAUUCCCUAAGCUCCGUAAUGCUGUAGCUAUAUAUAAAAAGCCCCUCUUGCUGUGGAAACUGAGCCACACAGUCAGCUGCGUUGGCAGCAAGUAUCUCAUAUUCUCUGAGCUCCAUCUGGGAGCAAAAAAAGGGGGACUUCGGACGCUCACGGGUUCAAAGGAGUGGGAAGAGAAGACCUAGGAGUCAUGGCCUUGCCGAUGGAACAAGCCGAGGAGUUGCGUCUCUACCAGCAAACCCUCCUCCAGGAUGGUCUGAAAGACAUGCUAGACCACAACAAGUUCCUCGACUGCGUCUUGAAGGUCAAAGGGAGAGAAUUCCCGUGCCACCGCCUGGUCCUCGCCGCCUGCAGCCCCUACUUCAGGGCUAUGUUUCUCUCGGACAUGGAGGAAAGCAAGAAAAAGGAGAUCGACUUGGAGGACGUCGACCCAGAAGUCAUGGGGAAGAUUCUCCACUACAUCUACACUUCAGAGCUGGACAUCACUGAGCAGAACGUCCAGGACAUCUUCACGGUGGCUAACAUGUUCCAGAUUCCUUCCAUCUUCACCGUCUGCGUCUCCUUCCUUCAAAAGAGGCUUUGCCUCAGCAACUGCCUGGCCAUCUUCAGGCUGGGCUUGAUGCUGGACUGCGCACGCCUAGCCAUAGCGGCGAGGGACUUCAUAAGCGACCGCUUCACCCUCAUCUCCCGGGACGAGGAGUUCAACCAGCUCUCUCCCGACGAGCUCAUCGCCAUCAUCUCCACCGACUCGCUCAACGUAGAGAAGGAGGAGACCGUCUUCGAGGUGGUGAUGAAGUGGGCCACCGCGAGGGACCGCGAGGCCCGGGCGAAAGCACUCCCGGUGGUCUUUGAGAGCAUCCGCUUCCGACUCAUGGACAAAGCUUACUUCAAGGACCAUGUGGAGAAGCACGCCUUGGUCAAGUCCAGCCCAGAGCUCCUCAAGAAGGUCCAGAUGGUCAAGGAUGCCCAUGACGGGAAGCUCACGGUGGUGAGGAAGACGACGGGGAAGAAAAAGGGGGAGAAGAAAGCUGGUGACAAUGUCAUCAACGGAGAGGUAGAGCAAGAAGCAGGAGAGAAAGAGGAAGAGGAGGAGGGUCUCCCAGGGAUCUUGAACGACACAAUGCGCUUUGGGAUGUUUCUACAAGACCUUAUUUUCAUGGUCAGUGACUCAGGGGCAGUGGCCUACGAUCCGGGAGCCAAUGAGUGCUAUUUUGCCUCCGUCUCUGCUCAGAUCCCAAAGAAUCACGUCAGCCUGGUCACCCGUGAGAACCAGAUCUUCAUAGCAGGUGGAAUUUACUACAACGAGGACAAUAAAGAGGACCCCAUGAACUCCUAUUUCUUGCAGGUACCACUUGUUGUUUUCUUCCUCCUGGCUUGUGAAUGAUGUACACAGCUUCCUGCUCCUGGGCCAAGAGUCACGCAGUGCUAGAUUCCCCUUGGAGUGCGGCGCCGACUCCAGGGUGGUUUAGGUCCAGUUUCAGAUGUGCACUGGUUCAAACUGGCCUGACACCCUGUUUUAAGUGUGUGGCUCAGCAGGGAUGGUGGCAAGUUCAGAACAAUGGCAUUGCAUCACCUAAUAUUGCAUUACCUAGAUAGUUAUUGCUUUGUUCAUAAUCUCACAGUUGUCUGGCUAGAUGAGGCAGGAGAUCCACAUAGCCAGGGGUCCCGCUUCCCCUUUAUCCAAACACAAGUGGGCCCUGCAACAGAAAGUUGCAGUAUGAAGUGCUUCUGCUCAGUAUUCCAGUCACAUCUUGGGGGCCAAGGUCUCUUAGCAACUCUCAGCACCCUUAACGAACUACUGUGCCCAAAAUGCUUUGCAGGAAGCUAUGACUGUUUAAAGAGGGAUGCGGGUGGUGCUGUGGGUUAAACCACAGAGCCUAGGACUUGCCGAUCAGAAGGCCGGUGGUUCGAAUCCCCGUGAUGGAGUGAGCUCCCGUUGCUCACUCCCUGCUCCUGCCAACCUAGCAGUUUGAAAGCACGUCAAAAGUGCAAGUAGAUAAAUAGGUACCGCUUUGGCGGGAAGGUAAACAGCUUUUCCAUGUGCUGCUCUGGUUCGCCAGAAGUGGUUUAGUCAUGCUGGCCACAUGACCCAGAAGCUGUACGCCAGCUCCCUCGGCCAAUAAAGCGAGAUGAGCGCAGCAACCCCAGAGUCGGCCAUGACUGGACCUAAUGGUCAGGGGUCCCUUUACCUUUUUUAUGACUGUUUAAAAUAGUAUAGUGCUUUGAGAGCAGGGUGUAAACAUGGCCUAGUUCUCCAUUGUUUCAGAGGGCAGGACUAGAACUGAUGGGUGGAAAUGGCAAAUGCGGUUGGACUGUUUCCCAUCAGCCCCAGACACCAAGGACACUAGUCCGGAGUGAUGGGAGUUAGAGUCCAGACACAUCUGGAAGGCUACAAGUUUCUCGCCCCUGCAUUCAGAGGAACAUCCAAAUGAUGAGAUUUGCUGAACUGUGGAAGAGGCUUUCCUUGUCCCCUGGAGGUAUAGAAGCAGAGGCUGGAUGGUUCUCUAUUGGGGAGGCUGCAGCUGGGGGACCUGUCAACUCCAUCGUUCUGCUGCCCAACCACAACCAAAGCUAUAUCUCAGUCCUAAAAACCCUAGCAGCAGGGUGAGCGUAAACCCUGCUCAAUGCAGUGUGAUGUACUUCUAUACAUCUAUACAGCAUCGACUCCAACUGAUCAAAAUUGGGAUGCUCGUUUUUUUGGCCCAAACUCUUGCGGGAGUCGGGUGGCGCUGUGGGUUAAACCACAGAGCCUAGGGCUUGCCGAUCAGAAGGUCGGCGGUUCGAAUCCCCACGACAGGGUGAGCGCCCGUUGCUCAGUCCCGGCUCCUGCCAAACUAGCAGUUCAAAAGCAUGCCAAAAGUGCAAGUAGAUAAAUAGGUACCGCUCUGGCGGGAAGGGAAACGGCAUUUCCGUGCGCUGCUCUGGUUCGCCAGAAGCGGCUUAGUCAUGCUGGCCACAUGACCCAGAAGCUGUACGCCGGCUCCCUCGGCCAGUAAAGCGAGAUGAGCGCCGCAACCCCAGAGUCGGCCACGACUGGACCUAAUGGUCAGGGGUCCCUUUACCUUUACCUUGCGGGAGUCAGUUGACUUGGGUGAGAGCGAGAGGCCAAAAAACAGGACAUUCUGGGAUCCAAUCAGAAGCAAAGGUUGGCUUCUGUCAUUCCAAGAUGUCCUGCUCAAAUCUAGAUGGCUGAGGGGUAUGAUACAGGUCCACACUCUUUGGAGUCUUCUUCUUCCUGUAUAACAGGAGUGGGAGACUUCAGGCCCAGGCUCCAAAUGUGACCUUCCAGGCCUUUCUAUCAGACCUUUUGGACUUGAGUGCUUUGGCCUGGCUGGAAAAUGUCCUCAAUCUCUGAUGGAACCUCUGGGCUUCCUGGACGGAGGAUAAAGGGGUGUGCAGAAGAAACAAGCUGGUUUUGCCUCUGGCCCUGUGGCCCUCAGAAAGUUGUGCAGGUGGGACUGUGGUCCUCAGCUCUGCCCUGAUGCUUCUCUGCCUUAUCGCUUCUCUGCAGUAUGACCACUUGGACUCAGACUGGCUCGGGAUGCCUCCCCUGCCAUCUCCGCGCUGCCUGUUUGGCCUCGGCGAGGCUGAAAACUCCAUCUUUGUGGUUGGUGGAAAAGAGCUGAAGGAAGGAGAAGAAACCCUGGACUCAGUCCUGUGCUACGAUCGGCUGUGAGUGCGAAACAAAGUCAUAGAAUCAUAGAGUUGGAAGAGACCACAAGGGCCAUCGAGUCCAACCCCCUGCCAAGCAGGAAACACCAUCAGAGCACUCCUGACAUAUGGUUGUCAAGCCUCUGCUUAAAGACCUCCAAAGAAGGAGACUCCACCACACUCCUUGGCAGCAAAUUCCACUGUCGAACAGCUCUUACUGUCAGGAAGUUCUUCCUAAUGUUUAGGUGGAAUCUUCUUUCUUGUAGUUUGGAUCCAUUGCUCCAUGUCUCCCUCCUCUAUGUGACAUCCUUUUAUAUAUUUGAACAUGGCUAUCAUAUCACCCCUUAACCUCCUCUUCUCCAGGCUAAACAUGCCCAGCUCCCUUAGCCGUUCCUCAUAAGGCAUCGUUUCCAGGCCUUUGACCAUUUUGGUUGCCCUCCUCUGGACACGUUCCAGUUUGUCAGUGUCCUUCUUGAACUGUGGUGCCCAGAACUGGACACAGUACUCCAGGUGAGGUCUGACCAGAGCAGAAUACAGUGGCACUAUUACUUCCCUUGAUCUAGAUGCUAUACUCCUAUUGAUGCAGCCCAGAAUUGCAUUGGCAUUUUUAGCUGCUUUUUUUUUUGUCGUUGGUUUCAGGCUUGGGCCUAAAACCUGAGCCAGCCAAUACAGACGCCGAAGCAGAUUUUGGACGAGGGGCAGUCCACAUUAUGACCCUGAGGCCAUUGUUCAAAUUUUGACAGGCAAAACUGUGGGUUGGAGGGUGUUGGCAAGCUGCAAGGUGUGCAACCAAGAUGACCAAGGGCCUUAUGAGGAACGGUUGAGGGAGUUGGGAAUGUUUAGCCUAGAAAAGAGGAAACUGAGAGGAGAUAUGAGAGCCAUCUUCAAAUAUCUCAAGGGCUUUCAAAUGGAGCUUGUUUUCUCCUGCUCUGGAGGCUAGGACCCGAACCAAUGGAUUCAAGUUACGAGAAAGGAGAUUCCGUCUAAACAUUAGGAAGAACGUUUUGGUAGUGAGAGCUGUUCAACAGUGGAACAGUCUCCCUAGGGAGGUGGUGCAUCUUGGACCUUUUUAAGGAGAGUUUGGAUGGCUAUCUGUCAAAGCUGCUUUAGUUGAGAUUCUGAGUCACAAGGGGUUGACCCUCAGAGUCAUUUCCUACUCUACGGUACUAUGAUUAUAUGAAAAUGGAGGUUGAAUCGGCCUCAGUUGUGCCUGUCGAAAUCAACAAGGGCCUCAGGGUAAUAAUUUGUCCCCACUGGGAUUAGCGUCUUUAUUUAUUUAAAACAUUUCCAUAACACACAAACAUUAAAAACAAAACAACGUCUGGGUAGUUUGCAGCAGCAGACAACAACCCAUAACUUACUUUAUAAUUAUGCUUUAAUUGUGUCGCCGCUUUUAUUGUUCUAUACUAUGUCUGCAUUUAAUUUGUUCCUUGUGAGCCACCCAGAGAAUUCGGAUUGCGCAGAAAAUAGAUACAGAAGCCAUCCGUUAAAAUAGUUAAUCACAGCAAAAGGCAGCAGUAGAAACGAUUGCAAUAGAUUUUUUGAUUUUUUUUAAGCACGUCUGAGGUUAAAAGCCUGGGGAAACAGGGAGAUAUUUGCUUGGUGCCUAAAAGACAUUCAUGGAAGUGGGGAGAGAUUUUAGUUUGCUGCUGUGAAAGGGGCAAAGAAAUGCAGAAAAGAGGGGUGAAGGGGAGCCUGAGGCUGCAAUCCUAGAGCCAUUUUCCUGGGAGGACAAAGAAGCAAAUAUGUCAGAAUUCCCUCAGUGUCUCCUUUUCUUCAGUUCUCGAUGUUAGUUUACAAAUCUUUUUAAAAGAAAAUUCAUCAUCGUGUUCUCCUAAUGGGCACAUUUAUAUGCAGUUUUUUGGUGUAAUAUACACAAUUUUUGCACAGCGCAUUUCUAGAUGUUAUUUUCAUACGGCCUGGGGGCCUGGGAAGAAAGCUGAAGGCUGCCUGAAAGUAUGUCAUUCUUCUGUCCACCAGGUCCUUUAAAUGGGGAGAAGCGGACUCCCUUCCUUUCCCCGUCUAUGGCCACAGCGUGGUAUCCCAGAAUGACCUCAUCUACGCCAUCGGAGGCAAAGGAAAUGACAAGUAAGUGAGAGCAGCGUUAGAAACAGAGAUAUGAAAGCUAGGAGCUAAAUGGCACCUUAAACUGAGGUUAUGGGCGCAACAACGGAAUGUCUAGGCGCAGUUUUAAAAAAUAACAAUAAUACAAAGCUGAAACUGAAUGAACGGCAGCUAAAAUAUUAUGUUCAUUUUUCACAUGCUCUAGUAGUCCUUUCCCCACCCCCCACCCCCCUAAUAUUCUUAAGAGGGUCUCUUCUCCAGUCUUCAGAGAGUAGCUGGAAGCUGAAAAAGGUCCUCCUUUCCUUCCACUCUGCAGUUUUAAUCUGAAAUCUUAGGCACGUUUGUUAUGUACUGAGCUGAAUCCUAGAAAAAUAGGAUGCAGAAUGCAGCAGUCUGAUUGGUCCGCAGGAGCCACCCAAUCCAGCUCCAGGUGGAAGUGAAUCAGUGACCUGAUUGGCCUGCAGGAGCAGCCAAUCAGGCUUCUGGAUGAAGUGAAUCAGAAACCUGAUUGGCCUACAGGAGCAGCCCAGAAUUAGCCAAUCACGCGGGGCCCAUUGUGUAAAUAAUGUAUAUAUAGCUAGACAUUUGGGGGAAAGUUUCAUUCAUUGCGAAUCCCCGCGACGGGGUGAGCUCCCGUCGUUCGGUCCCAGCUCCUGCCCACCUAGCAGUUCGAAAGCACCCAUAAAGUGCAAGUAGAUAAAUAGGUACCACUUUCUAGCGGGAAGGUAAACGGCGUUUCCGUGUGCUGCUCUGGUGCCGGCUCGCCAGACCAGCUUCGUCACGCUGGCCACGUGACCCGGAAGUGUCUCCGGACAGCGCUGGCCCCCGGCCUAUAGAGUGAGAUGGGCGCACAACCCUAGAGUUGGACACGACUGGCCUUCAGGCAGGGGUACCUUUACCUUUACCUUUACCUUCAUUCAUUGCUACUACGGACUGAAUAAAGAGCAUGAUAUUCGCACUCGACUCUGAGUAUAUUUCAGUGUUCAUGUUGAGUUCUGGCACCUCUUUUUCGAGAAAAAUGACACUGAAUUUGACACAAGAGCUGUUCACAUCUGGUUGGCUGCCAUCCAUCUGUCUCGGGAGACAAUGGAGGAGUGAGCCUUUGAGGGUGCAGUCAAAUUGUUGGGAGAGUUACAGCGCCUGCUGUGGCUAUAGAGACCGAUAUGGGAGAGACCUGUUUUGUUGCAGCUGCGGCAGAUGACGGUGUCCGGUUGUGCUGCACCUUGUCUCAGUCCAUUCACUAUCAGAAGCACAGCCAGUGGUGACCAGAAGAGAGAGCCUUUUCUGUGGCUGCUCCCAUAUAGUGGAAUUUGCUCCCCAGAGACGUUAAGACUGGCUCCCUCCUUGUCCUCCCUCUGCCAGCAGACUAGGUAAAGGUAAAGGGACCCCUGACCAUUAGGUCCAGUCGCUGAUGACUCUGGGGUUGCGGCGCUCAUCUCGCUUUACUGGCCGAGGCAGCCGACAUACAGCUUUCGGGUCAUGUGGCCAGCAUGACUAAGCCACUUCUGGCGAACCAGAUCAGCGCAUGGAAAUGCCGUUUACCUUCCCACCAGAGAGGUACCUAUUUAUCUACUUGCACUUUGACGUGCUUUCAAACUGCUAGGUUGGCAGGAGCAGGGACGGAGCAACGGGAGCUCACUCCAUCGCGGGGAUUCGAACCGCUGACCUUCUGAUCGGCAAGCCCUAGACUAAGACCUCCCUGUUCAGACAGGCCUUUGGAAACUCAGAUGAAAGAUGGUUCUGACCACUGGGCUGCUCUCAGGGAAGCCUGCAUUUUCAUCACUGGUUCCAAAUGUGUUUUGGAGCAUUUUAACUAUUGCUUUUCAACAGUUUGUUUUUACUGCUCUGUAUUUUAUAAUGUUAGGGACACGGGUGGCGCUGUGGGUUAAACCACAGAGCCUAGGUCUUGCCAAUCAGAAGGUUGCGACGGAGUGAGCUCCCGUUGCUUGGUCCCUGCUCCUGCCAACCUAGCAGUUCGAAAGCACGUCAAAGUGCAAGUAGAUAAAUAGGUACCACUCCGGUGGGAAGGUAAACGGCGUUUCUGUGCACUGCUCUGGUUCGCCAGAAGCGGCUUAGUCAUGCUGGCCACAUGACCCGGAAGCUGUCUGCGGACAAACGCCUGCUCCCUCGGCCCAUAGAGCAAGAUGAGCGCCGCAACCCCAGAGUCGGUCACGACUGGACCUAAUGGUCAGGGGUCCCUUUACCUUUACCUUUAUUUUAUAAUGUUGUUUUUAAACGUCGUAAACAGCCUUGAACCUCAGUUUGGGAGAGAGGUGGAAUUAUAAAAACUUUAAAUAAACUAAACAAACCUCACCCCUGCCCCUUCUACGCCAGGAAGUGCCUGAACACACUCCUUGUCUACAACCCAAAGAAGUUUGAGUGGAAGGAAUUGGCUCCCAUGAAAACAGCACGAUCACUGUUCGGGACGACAAUACAUAACGGGAAAAUUUAUGUGGUGGCUGGAGUGACCGAUUCCGGCUUGACCAGCUCGGUGGAAGUGUAUGACAUUGCAGCCAAUAAGUAAGUGCCUUGCCUGAAAGCACACAGAAUCACAGAAUUGUAGAGUUGGAAGGGACCCCAACGGUCAUCUAGACUAACCCCCUGCAAUGCAGGAAUCACAGCUCAAGAAUCCCAUCCAAUCUCUGUUUACAAACCUCCAAUGCAGGAGAGUCCACCAGCCUUCCGAGUUAGUUUGUUCCACUGUUGAAUCGUUCUUACCCUCAGGAAGUGUUUCCUAAUGUUUAGUUGGAAUCUCCUUUCUCGUAAUUUAAAUCUUUUGUUCGAAUCCUCCCCUCCUGACCAGGACUUCCCAGAACUAUUGAACCCCGAAGCACAUUUCUCCCCACCACCACUAAAAUUCCUGUGCUGCAGAAGCUUAUUUGCAAAUUGUGCCAGAAUCAGAAUUAUCAGACAGAGGAGGUUCCCCGUUGCACUCUGCGUGAGUCACUGAUCUGUGUGAUGCUUACAGAUAGAUAGAGGCCUGUUCUGCGCAACUACUCACACAGAGAUGCAGCAGGUAUACAAACCUUUGGCCAGGUACCUCUGCAUUAGGACUAGACAGGAUAGUUCAAUCCCACCCAGAAUUCCCUGUCCAGUGGAGAGUCUCGAUGGAAGGAAUCUGGAUGAGAGUGGUAGUAGGAUUUUGGUGCCCAUUGCUUUGUACUUGUGCCCCAUUGCAUGCCCCAUAUCUAGUGCUCUUAUGCACAUAGGGAUGUCAGCCAGGGAACAUGCAGGCACAGAGAGGUCUGCAUCCUCACGCUCAUCUGGUUUUCUGUGCCAUGUCAGGUGGGAAACCUUCCCGGAAUUCCCCCAGGAGCGCAGCUCCGUCAGCCUGGUCAGCUUGGCAGGUACUCUCUACCUGAUUGGAGGCUUUGCCACCGUGGAGACAGAGUCGGGGGAACUGGUGCCAACAGAGCUCAACGACGUUUGGAGGUAAGACAUGCCGACAUGGUUCAGCCUCGCUGGCAUUCAUGGGAAAGAAGCAAAUGCAAAUGGAAGAUUUCUCAUUUAUUAGAAGUGUUUUGUUGUGAUUGUGGGUUUUUAUGCGAGUGCCUAUUAUACCAGGAAAUGACUUUUAGCUGUGCUACAUAGAACCAUAGAAUUGUGGAGUCAGAAGGGACCCUGAGGAUCAUCUAGCGCAACCCCCUCCAAUGCAGGAAUAUUCGGCUGUCCCAUACGGGGAUGGAACCUGCAACCUUGGCACUAUUAGCACCACGCUCUAACCAACUGAGCUAUCCCUACUAGCUCUGAACAGUAGGUGAUGCCACAGAGCCACGAUAAUGAGUUGCCAUUGAUAGAAACACACACACACACACACACACACACACACACACACACACCCUUCUUCAUGGAAGCGCUCAAUCCCCUUUUAAAGCCACCUUGGCCAUCUUGUGGCAAGGAGUUCCACAGAUUAAUUUUGUGCAGCUUUAUGUGGGAGUCCUUGGUUUUGCCCCAACGUGGAUCAUUGAUUUUUAUAGUGCGGCCCUCCUUUGCCGCUGCAUCAACCAUCUCCCCAUUUGGAGAGCUCUUUUUGGAGCCGUUGAGACUGACCCUGUUUUCUCGGCUCGCUAGAAUUUGGGGUUGCCUGAAAACUUAGCUACUUCAUGGCAGAUUUGGGCUGUCAGAGUAUUCCAAGUUACAGGGAGGUAGCCGUGUUGGUCUGUCAUAGUCGAAACAAAAUAAAAAAACCCCCUUCCAGUAGCACCUUAGAGACCAACUAAAUUAGUUAUUGGUAUCAUAAUAAUAAUAAUAAUAAUAAUAAUAAUAAUAAUAAUAAUAUUUUAUGUAUACCCCGCUCUUCCCAGUUCAAGAAACUGGGCUCAGGGCGGCUAACAACUAAUUUAAAACACUUAAAUUGAUGCUACAAAAACCCUAGCAUAAAAUACGGUAUAAGGCGUUUAUAACAAUAAAAUCAAAAAUCAAUUUAGGUAUGAGCUUUUUGUGUGCAAGCACACUUCUUCAGAUACCUGAAGAAUCUGGUAUUUGAAGAAGUGUGCAUGCACACGAAAGCUCAUACCAAUAACUAACUUAGCUGGUCUCUAAAGUGCUACUGGAAGGAAUUUUUUUAUUUAGAGUAUCAGGCUGCGAAUGAUACAUAACUAAUUGCAUCCCCCUUACCCACCUAUCCUCUGCAAAUGGGGUGGAAGAAUCUAAAUGGCACCGUAAUUUAUGCAAUUAUGCAAAUCGCAUAAUUCCGCCACAGAGAAUAAUAAUGCAGUUUUGAGUGGCAGGCGAGCAGCAGCGUGAUGGAAUCAGUGCUGCAUGGAGUAAAUGCCGGGCAGAACAGAGAACCACACGGUCUUACAUCCUUUCUCCAGAUCAGUGAUGCACAAAUUAAAAAGCACCAGUCCCAAUACGUUUCAAAAAACAAAAUCUAUCUAAAACAUGGAGGGAGGGAGUUAAUAGAACAUUUUGAUGUAAUAGAACUUUAGCGUGGAACUUGGGAACUCCCUGCCUUGUGAUAUCAAGCAGGCUCUGUCGCUGCACUUUUUGGCGCCUGCUAAAACCAUUCCUGUUUAGACAAGCCUACCCAGGCAGUGGAAGACAGUAGUGCCUGGCGUGCUCUGGUCCAUGGGGUCACGAAGAGUUGGACACGACUAAACGACUAAACAACAACAACAACAACAACCCAAGUGCUUAAAAGGGACGCGGGUGGCGCUGUGGGUUAAACCACAGAGCCUAGGACUUGCACGAUGGGUGAGCUCCCGUUGCUCGGUCCCUGCUCCUGCCAACCUAGCAGUUCGAAAGCACGCCAAAGUGCAAGUAGAUAAAUAGGUACCACUCCGGCGGGAAGGUAAACAGCGUUUCCAUGCGCUGCUCUGGUUCGCCAGAAGCGGCUUGGUCAUGCUGGCCACAUGACCCGGAAGCUGUACGCUGGCUCCCUUGGCCAAUAAAACAAGAUGAGCGCCACAACCCCAGAGUCGUCUGCGACUGGACCUAAUGGUCAGGGGUCCCUUUACCUUUACCUUACCCAGGUGCUUAGAAAGCCGAGGCAAGUUUAGUUCCAGUGUUUUAACUUUUGAAUGUCUUCAAAUACGGUUGUGGAUUUUUCUGGAUUUUAUUGUUUUAUCUUUUUUGUAAAGAACUUUUGAGUGUCCCCCUCCCCCUUUUUCUUUUACAAUCAAGGAAUCACAUGCAUAAGAGUUUGUGAAAAUCAGUAAACAAACGUCCUGGCGCCUGUGCAUUUUACGCCAGUCGAUAUAAGAACUGUAGGUCCAUUCCCCCCAUCUUGGUCUCAUCCAGUUCUGUUCCUGACUUUUCCAGGUACGACGAAGAAGGGAAGAAGUGGGAAGGUGUUCUCCGAGAGAUCCAGUACGCCUCAGGCGCGACCUUUCUGCCCGUGCGGCUCAACGUUCUGCGAUUAACAAAGAUGUGAUUGCAUCCCAACAUCACUUUUAACUUCCUGCUACCAAGAUCUCUUUUUCUCCCUGCCUCCCCAAAUUCUUUCUUUUGUAAGUCCGUUUUGAUGAGUGUCACUUUUUUUGGUUAGGUAAAACAUUUUGAAAAACUGCUAC